GGCGCCCAACGUGGGGCCCUAGCAAGAACGUAAAACUUUUACUUCUUGCGUAAGCACGACUAACACCUAGUGCACAACAAUCCCCAAUCGAAACUCGAAGUUAUACCAUAUCAAUUACUACCUAUUAUUUUUUAAUUACCCUGUUAGGCCCCUUUCUCGGGAAAAUACGUUGUGUUCAGACAGUAGUUAGUUGUAGGAAUUUGCGAUUGUAAUUCAGGCAUUGCUGGAUUAGUCGACCACAAUUAAUUACUAGUACUUUAAGCAGCGGGUAAGAUCGGAAAAGAGGGAAUAAUAAUCAAAUUUGGGUUAAUUGUUUCAAGGACUAUUUGGAAUUACAACAAACUGGAAAUAUUUCGGAUGUUGUCUAGUAGUCCAUGAGCAGUAAAAAUCCAAAUCAGAAAUAGACUCCAGUAAAAUAAAUAGCACAAAUUCAACUACUCAGGUUUGCUUAAGGAUUGUAAGCAAUAACGUGUGGGAAAAAGACAGAUAGAAUAAAUAACCAAGACUUAAUAAUACAAGUCCUAUUUAGUUUUCCUUUUGUUGUUUGGAAACAAGCAAAAGUUUGCAUUCAUUAUGGCAGUGAGACGAAGCACAGAGAGCAUAGUUGCAGCGAUUAACGCGCAAGAUCCAUUUUGUGGCAUUUGCCAUGAGCAAUUGCAAGCAGAACAGCUAUCUGCGACUACUCCUUGUCAACACCGUUUUCACGACGUUUGCAUAAGCAAUACACUAAAGACAACCCCAAAAUGUCCAGUAUGUGAGGCAGAUUGCAACCCAGGGCAACUAAUAUUUAUGAACAAUACACUGGCAGCGGAGUUACACUCAGCUGGUAAUGCUGAAACAGACGAAACUCUAUCGCGAAAUACUCUACCUUGCCAAGAUGGUUCGACUACUACAGGUAUCAGGAGAGGUCAGCGAUUCGGAAAAGGGCGAGGAGCCACGCCCAAGCGAAGUAUGCAAACUAGGUCUAUGAAUCGAAAUCAUAGAGAAUAUUUAGGUAGUUGCAUGUCUUUAGGCAGCAACGGAAAUAAGUCAGUGGACAAUGGUCCAAAUGUAGAGACAAUUACCUAUAUCAACGAAGCUCUACAAUCUCAGCAAAGGACUUUAAUAGCAGAACUCAAAAACGUUAUUAAAGCUUCUGUUGAACAAUCACUGCAAGAGAAGUUAGCAACAUUAAAUGUACGAAGUGAGCAAGCUGAAUCAACACGCUCUAGAUUAGUUCAGUCUCCAAGGGGAUUAGGUGCUGAUACUCUCCCUAAUAGUGCCCAGAACUCUGACAUACCCCUUGACUGCGGACCAUACAGCCCCAGAGGUAGCAAUCGAUCAAACUCAAGUUUGAGUUCAGAAAAAGCAGCUAGCAUUAUGCAAACCUGGCGACUUAAAUUUGACGGUUCGAAAGACUCUAUGCAGAUAGAUGAAUUCUUGUAUCGAAUUCGUUCAUUAACGGCUCAAAAUUUGAACGGCGACUAUAGGCUGCUUUGUGACAAUCUUCAUUUACUUUUCUUCGGGAAAGCCAAUGAUUGGUUUUGGAGCUUCCACAAGAAAAACCCACAGUAUACCUGGUUGGCUUUCUGUACGGAUUUCCGACUUAGAUUCGAGGACGUUAAAGACGACUUUGACUUGUGGGAACUAAUUAGGAAAAGACGCCAGAAAGAUCAGGAGACAUUUGAUGAUUUUCAAUCAGCGAUUGAAGGCCUGGUUAGCCAAUUAUCUAACGAAAUAAGCGAAGACAAGCUUGUUGACCUAUUAAAACGCAAUGCGAGAACAGCGCUCAGGUACGAACUAUUGCAUUUGAAGAUUAGAACUCGAGCAGAAUUAAGAGAGGAAGUUAAGAAACAUGAAAGUUUCUGUAGAGAAACUGGCUCGUUUCCCAAUCGAACCAAAUACGGUAGAGAAAUACAGAACAAGAAAAUAGUGUGCUGGAAUUGCGAUAAAGUGGGACACCGAUUCGAUGACUGCAUGGGAGAAAGGCGUAUAUUCUGCUACGGUUGCGGUGCUAAAAAUACUUUUAAACCCAAUUGUAGCAAAUGCAAUCUUUUGGGAAACCGGAAGCGGGAUGCGCAGACCAACACCAGUUUGACGCAUCCCACAAAAGAAUAAAGUCCUUGCCAGAAAUACAGUCAUAUGGUAGUUUGGAGCAAUCAACUCCAAAUACUAUAUUUACAACUUAUAUGGCAAAUACAUGUUCAGUCGCCGA
Molecule: messenger RNA, 2194 nt
Organism: Drosophila virilis
Lineage: Eukaryota; Metazoa; Arthropoda; Insecta; Diptera; Drosophilidae
Source: RefSeq, a predicted model, not a curated record